Nylanderia fulva is the source of this 1951-nucleotide messenger RNA. RefSeq names its product zwei Ig domain protein zig-8. Lineage: Eukaryota; Metazoa; Arthropoda; Insecta; Hymenoptera; Formicidae. Gene Ontology annotation, biological process: synapse organization. Gene Ontology annotation, cellular component: neuron projection membrane. The record is from RefSeq and is a predicted model, not a curated record.
UAGUCGCCCGCCAACAUCACGACGUGUCGCUCGCGCCUCGCGAACGUCGGAUUUACACGCAACUCACCCUACCACCCUACGUCGCGUCAUCGCGCUGUCACUCGUCGGUGUCCGCGUCGAUUCCGAUCGAGAAGAAAGUCGUGAAUCCGGAAGUGAAUUUUGCGAAUUUUUUGCCGGUAAUAUAAUUCGGGUUUUAAUUUCAAAACCCCGUCACAACAUUUGUAUUUUUUUCCCGAAGUGCGGCAUUAGUGUAUUACUCUAAUAAUGUGCUCCGAUCGACUCGUUAAAAUACGGAUCGCGCGAUCGCGAAUUAACGACGAUUGAUCGAAUGGCGGGUUCGUUCGAUUUUUGACGUGUCCGAUCGGAGCGAGACGUUUCUCGCGAUCGAUGGAGCGGAUCGAAGUGACUGAUCGUUGUACUGACGUAAUGAUACAAUAAUAAUAAACGUGCGUGUCCCACUCGUGAUUCCGGAUAAAAGAGCGGUGCCUGGUGAGGUGCUUCUCUUCUCGACGAGGAGAGGCGCCGUGAGAUACCCUAUGCGACGGGGACAUGGACCGGAAGUGACUGCGUGUCUCGCCGUCAUUGCGGUAAACGGCGCGUAAAAGUGCGCGUAACCAUCGAGCCGAGCACGAGGUGUAUAUCCGGGGGUUUUCCCGAAUCUAUUGUGUGCCGCGAAGAGAAUUCCCCUACGGGAGAAUCCGCCGCAGAGAUUUCGGAGAAGACCGCAUUGCAUUCGCAGCGAGACUCGGAUGCAUUUCCGGGAGCGGAAUCCCUCGUCCUGGGAAAUUCAUACGCAGUGUGUCCUUAAAGUGUAGUUCCGAGAUCGAAUAUUUCGAAAGAGAUGUAUGUCUAAAGAAAGGGCUCGAGUCUAACUACUCAUCAUGAGGAUACUCUGGAUCGUGGUGGGCAUUUUAUUCGAGAUACACUUGUACUUUACAGUAAGCCAGGCCAAGCAUCAGCAGAACUCAAGUGCCAAUAAUGCAAUCGCCCCAUCGAAUCUCGCGGAGGGUAAAAAUGAAGAUGUUCUUGAAGGACCAGUUGGAGAAGUGCUCGCUCAAAGUGGUGGCACGGCAGUUUUGCCGUGUAAAAUCACCGAUCCUGGAGCUGGAACCAUUACAUGGGUGAGGAGAAGAGACAGGCAGUUGUUAACAGUUGGUACCAGCACGCAUUCCAUCGACAAGAGAUUUUUCGUUAGGCACUCAAGCACCGAUUGGCAGCUCUUGAUACGUACCGUAACAGUGGACGAUGCUGGCAUCUACGAAUGUCAGGUGACGUCGCAUCCGGUGCAGCAAAACUUUGCUCGCCUGAAAAUCACGGAGGCGUACUCGAUAAUACCAGGUGCACCUGAUCUGCACGUGAAGCAAGGCUCGAGUCUCAGCUUGGAAUGCCAACUUAUGGCGGCCACGGAAAAGCCUCUUUACGUCUUCUGGUAUCGUCAAGGCCGUAUGAUAAAUUACGACGAGGAGCCCGGUGUCGACGUCAAGCUCACGCCAAGCGGCUCCAUUUUGACGGUGAACAAAACGAAGCUUACGCACAACGGCAACUACACGUGCGCGCCUAGCAACGCCAAGGCGGCGUCUGUCAUGGUCCACGUGAUUGAAGAGGAGGAGAAGCCGGCGGCGAUGCACGGCGGCGACAGGAGGAAUCUCAGCCCGGCAAUUUUGGCGAGCAACUUUCUAGUGUCCCUCCUAGCGGCCGUCAGUUGGAGGAUACCGAGUUUCACGAACCUUUACCCGACGUGAAUUACCGCCGUCCCUCCGGCGGCGGCGCUUUACUGUCCCUCUGCGACGAGGGUUCCACCGUCGAGGAAACGAGUUCCCGGGUCGUCCUGCCACGCGGCGACCUCAAGAAGAAGUUCCCGUUCGCGGGGUUACAUGUGCGCAAUGUGGUACCCACAAACUCGGCGAUACCUCCUUACUCGGUUUACCUUGUAAAACGUGUGUUUUUUCUU